AUGCCAAGGACACACAGGAAGACACACGUUUGGGGGGAGCUCCUGCAUUCUCCCCAUAUGGUGUCCGACUCCCAACAGAGAGGAAAUCGCGAUGAUGAGAGGGCCAGAGCGCCAACUUCCUUUUCCAGUGUUGGAGAGGACCGAGCUUUGCUCCUGGGCUUCACCAUGAUGGCUUUUUCCAUCCUCAUGUACCUGGUGAUGGGCUUUGCUGUGGUGCAGCCAUGUUUCCACAGUGACUGGGGAGACGCCACUAACUGCACACUGAUCCAGGCCGAGUUCCUUCACGAUUCCACUGAUCUGAAAGGUGUCGGUGCUUCCCAUUGCCUGCAGGUCCUGGUGAACGUUUCUUCCAAUAGAACUCUGCGUCUACGCUACGAUGAAGCCGCUGUUGACCUGAGCCCGGAGUGUUUCUACAUGCCAAAAAACCAUCAAAACACAACAGCCCUGGAGAAAGAGGCGGAAAACAUCAAGGAUGCCCUCAGCGCUUGGCAAGACAAGGCCGUAAAGUGCCACUUGAGCUCCUGGCGCUACCCCGAUGACGCCAUCCUGACGAAGCGGCACGUCCUGCAGCAGGCCCUGUGGAGUCUGGUGUGGCCCAGCCUGGUGCUGGUCGGAGGACUGCUGCUGGUCCUGCUGGUCCUGAUAAUGCAGUGCCUCGCUCAGCUCUGUACCGAAAUCAUUCAGGAUAAAGCGCGGGGGGACGGGCAGAGCGUCCAGGUUCAGGGGAAAGUCUACCGAAUGGGGCGGAGAAGUUCCUCAAGUUCCAGCCUGGAGGAGGAGGACGAGUCGGCCAGCUAA
Molecule: messenger RNA, 798 nt
Organism: Trichomycterus rosablanca
Lineage: Eukaryota; Metazoa; Chordata; Actinopteri; Siluriformes; Trichomycteridae
Gene: kcnmb3
Product: potassium calcium-activated channel subfamily M regulatory beta subunit 3
Exons: 4
Coding region: 1-798 (265 amino acids)
Biological process (GO): potassium ion transport; detection of calcium ion
Cellular component (GO): membrane; voltage-gated potassium channel complex
Molecular function (GO): potassium channel regulator activity; calcium-activated potassium channel activity
Source: RefSeq, a predicted model, not a curated record